AUGGGUAAUACAAUAUAUUCAGAAAGUGUUACUUCAUCCUAUUCAAGGAAAUGUUAUGGGGAGAGGAGGAACAAAAAUGGAAAUAAAGAUGAGGAAAGUAGUAAUACCGAAAAGAAGGGUGGAGAAAGCAGUAACAACGAAAAUAAAAAUGGAAAAAGUAGUAACAACCAAAAGAAGGAUGAAUCAAAUUGUGAUAGUAAAAAACCGAGAAAGAAAAAUGAACCAAAACUUCGAACCAGUGGAAAGUUAUCUAAAAGCAGUAUAAAUGAAAACGUUGAAUUAUUCAAAACGAAGAAUAGGGUAAAGAGGUACAAGCCAAGCAAAUGUUUACUAAGAAAUAGUAUAUUUUGUGUAAAUUAUAAAAUAGAUGAUACUUUUUUCCCCUUAUUAAUGGAAUUGAAAAAUGAACCACAAUGCAAAAUAGUGCUUGUAGAUGAUCAUGGUAAUAUUAUAAAAGAAAUAUUAAUUAAAGAUAUUGAGACGAUAGAGAGCUCGAUAAAUACUAUUGAUAUAUUUUUAAGAAUAAAUAAAGAGUACACGGAACAGCAAAAAUUUAAUUUAUGUAGUUUUAUAUUAAAAGAUAAUGAUGAUAAAAUUUCUUUUAUUCAUAAUAUAAAAAUGCUAUACGGUUUAAAUGUGUUAGAAUAUGGGACAGUAAAAUAUAAUAAGAUAAAUACUGAAGAAAUUGAAGAAAAAUAUGUAUAUGAUAAUAAUAUUUUAAAUAAAGAAAAUAAAAAUAAUUUUCAAAAUUUAUUAGAUGAUAUAAAUAAUAAGUUAUAUAAAAACACACAACAAUUUGAAAAAAAUAUUGAAAGAAAAAAAAUGGAUGAGAUUAUAAAUACAGCAUUAAAAUUAGGACAUGUUUAUAAUCCUAUUAUCAUUUUAGGUGAUAUGCAAGAUGGGGAUAUUAUAAAAGUGAAAGAAUUAAAUUCAAUGCAAACAGAUAAUUCAAAAAAAAAAGAAAAUAUAUCUCAUGAUGAUUUUACACUUAUAGAAUGGUUUUUAUCAAAAAAAAUCGGUUCCAAUAAUAAUUUCAGAGAAGAAUCGAUUCAUUGUGGUAAUAAUUUUUUAUUGAAAUCUUUUAUGGUAGGCUAUUUUAUAAAAGUGAAGGUGUCCAAAAAUAUUUAUAUUAAUAAUAGAAAAACAUUUGUUACUUCAAUAAGCACAAAGGGACCAGUAACAAUAAAUGAUACCACUGCAAAACAAAUCUUAAAAUAUAUAUCCAAUGUGAAUGAAUGUAUUCAAAUAUAUUUGUCAUCCUCCGAUAUAUAUAAUAUUUUUUUUUCCUAUACAGAACCUAAAAUAAACAUUAUAGGCUUAUUUAUUUUUUACCCUGCUAAUAUAUUUAUUAUGCGAAAGGGACUACGAUUCGCCAUCACACUGAAUGAACAAAGUUAUUCCGUAGAUUAUCUAUGGAACUCUUUUUACUUAACAAAAAAGGAUAUCCUGUUUGACAAACCCUCGGACUUCAUACCGACUUAUAUGGAUAUGGCUGACAUUCAUUUAUAUUUCAUUACUUCCACCUUGAACGGAGAUAAAGUAAAAUCGAUCCUAAGAACAAACUCAAGCAACGAAAGAAACAUCAUAUAUGCAACUGUUUUUUUUUAUAAAUAUCAAAAAAGGAUAGAGUCUAUCGACGAGUUCAUGCGGGAUUCCCUGGCAGGGUCUUAUAAUAAUCUUAAAAAAAAAUUUCAAAACAUUUUUUUAGAUUUAAAAGGAGACGACAUAAAACAGAUAGAUCUUGCCAAUGCAUAG
This is a messenger RNA of Plasmodium malariae, 1755 nucleotides long. RefSeq names its product conserved Plasmodium protein, unknown function. NCBI's taxonomy places the organism in Eukaryota, Apicomplexa, Aconoidasida, Haemosporida, Plasmodiidae. Bases 1 to 1755 code for a protein of 584 amino acids. The transcript has 3 exons. The record is from RefSeq and is a predicted model, not a curated record.